AGCCGGUACCUGCUGGAGGAGAAGAGCCUGCAGCUGACUUGAGGACAGGAGCUGUGUCACCUGAUGAGGAACCAUCAUGGGGAGGAAGACCUUGAGGAUUUGAUGUCAAAAGGGUCUUUACAAGUCUUUACAUUGUACGUCUUGGGUGAAGAUGAGGACACACCUGUUUAGGGUGAAGACCGUCCAAACUGCUGCAGGAGUCCCCGUUAGCGUCUGUUUCUUCUGCUGCGUACUCCGCAGGAUAAAGGCGAACGUUCUCUCGCUUCGGACGACCCAAGAGAGACGACCCCGGCAUCGCCUUGCAGGGGAAAAAAUGGGACCGAUACAGCUGCUGUGUCGUGUUUAUGAGGAAGUGCUUCUUCAGAGGAGUGGCGUCAUCGAUGUUCGUCGCCAUCAUCAAUUUAAAUACACAGAAAAAAAGAAGAAAAGUCCAAAAUUUGGGAUAAUUUUGUAGGAUCACAUGUAUUGAUGUUUUUAAUACAGUAGAUGGCGCCAUUGAAACACCUACAUGGUAUCAGCAGUGUCAAUACAGCUAAGCCUUCCCACUGUCUGGUCCCGCUCACGUCCCACAUGGGGAUGCUCACUCCCGACACUCCCUAAAACCUUAUUUACUUGCUGACCUCUGGUACGUUACAGACGUGGCGCAGAAGAAGUAGGUCGAGGACUUGCGACCCUCCGAGACAAGAUAAGGAAGUUAUCUGCAGAACGUGCAAUUGUCUGAACGGUAGACGUUGCUGCGAGUCGGAUGAUAUUGCCGCUGCUGAGCUUUGACUACUGAACAUAGUUCGAGUCUCUUCCCGCCUAUUUUUAGUGCUGGCCCUCGCAACAAUGUCAUGCGUAACUCGACGCCAUCUGUUAAGUCGGAGCUUGUUGAAUGUCAGUUGCCAGAAGUAGAGACCCCGCCAGUCGGCUUCCCGUCCGCUCUCCCGCCGCCAGCCCCCCAUGGAGUCUGAGGAACAACAGAGAGAGUCCUGCAGCCUCCUCGUGCCCGGAUGGGGUUGCCCGGACGUGGACGAGGACGACAGCGAGGUGGUGAUCGGCAUCCGGCCCAAGUCCUCGCCUCUCCCGCGGAGAAAGAGCUCCGUCUCCGACGAGGACUCGGAACCGGACUCGCCGCCGCCGCUUUCUGGCUCCAGGAGGGUGUCCUUCGCUGACGCCAAGGGUCUAAGUUUGGUGCAAGUGAAGGAGUUUGAUUUGUGGGACGUGCCCAAGCCGCCGGGAUUCCAGUCCCAAGAAGACGACAAAGCGGUUUCAGAGGACUUCUCCCUAUGCCCUCUGACUUUUCACUCCCCGUUGUCUCCUGAGGAUCUGCUGGUGAGGGUCCAGGAGCAGAAAAUAGAGCUGGAGUCCCUGGAGCUGAUCCCAGGAACGAGCACGCUGAAAGGGGUGGUGCGUGUCCUCAACGUGUCCUACCACAAGGCCGUGUACGUGCGGACCACCUUGGACCGCUGGGCGAGCCACUUCGACCUCCUGACAGAGUACCUCCCCGCCCCCGACGACGACGACGCCCACACGGUCCACUUCGCUUUCAAGCUCACCCUGGUGCCGCCGUUCCAGGAGCAGGGGUUCCGCGUCGAAUUCUGCCUCAGGUACGAGACCCCCGUGGGGACGUUCUGGGCCAACAACGGCAACAGGAACUACGCGCUGCUCUGCCAGCAGCGAGUGACGCAGAAAGAGAAUACACAGAAGAAAAGCUGCCUGAAGACCAUCUGUCAAAACUUUGUGGAAAACUCCUCAGAAACACCAUCUCAGGAAACGCUGUUAGCAGAUGGGGCGACAGAUGGAGAAAAAGCAGAGGAGGUCAAAGCCGUUCCACUUCCUGAUGGUCGGACAGAGGAGGACAGAAAGAAUUUACAGACUGAGAACCGGACCAACUGCAGCCGAAGAAAUCGGCGAAAGGCGGCGCGGAUGGCUCGGGUGAAGGACUACUUCUCUCAAAGAGACGGCGGUGAUGUAUCGCCUCCAGAAGACAAAACCGCCACCAAAGACGCAAUCUCAGAGGGAAACCCAAAAGAUACGCAUAAAGAGAACGUAAAAUUAAAAGAUCCAUUCGGUGAUGAGGCAGCGAUUGAACACGACACGGAAGAGGAAGACUCGGGCGCACCUGUGGCCGUCUGUGGGACUUCAUUACCAGGCACAGGCAAUGAAGAACCGAGACACCGCCUCACGUGUGGGACUGCGAUGGUUCCUCUGUACCAGCAGAUGUUUGACAACAGUGACUGGAAACUUCCAGAAAAGACAACUCCUUCCACAGAGGAAAAAGACGCCUCAACAGAACGUGAAGAAUUUCCGAACAACACCAUCGAUGACUCAACACAAGAGUGUUUUGACGCCACAGUGAAGGUUCCUUUCCUAGUGAAGGACACAUGGAAUGAUCCUGAAGUGCUAGAACAUGCUACUGAUGAUCAAAUAAGUAUAAAUAUAAGAGAUGUUGCAGAUUUACCAACAGUCAGGGACGCUUCAGGUGAAACGCAGAAGGACAUCCCGCUUCUGUCGCCGUCCCAGUUGGAUCACGACCACGAUGAUCAACAGAUGGGUUUGAAGCAGGCAGAAGAAGCCGAAGCUUCAAACCAUUUGGAAGUUACUCAUUACGCCAAAGAACAUGACAACAUCUUUGCUUCUUGUGCUGUUGGAACACCUUGUCCCGAGGAACCUCGUGAGGCCGUGCUCGAUUUCCUCGAAGAUAUGGCUGGAGGUAAACUUGUUGAACCCAGCACCAUUCUUGAAGACGAGCCUGGUGUUUUAGACGUGGCUAAGUGUCCAAAGGAAGAGACAUUUAGCUGUGCUGAGAACGUUGAGGUACAAAAGUGGGAAAUGAUGGUAGAGGAGGAAGAAGUGAACGUGUUCGCAGGUGAAGAGCGGAGCUCUGGAGAACAGAAUCAUGACCACCUGAUAGUAGAAACUGAGGCCGUCACAUCUACUGAGGCGGAGGUGCUUGUGCCGCUCCAGAACCAGAUAACAACUGGCGGAGAGGAGCCUGUGGAGAGCGUUGUUUGGGAAGAUAACAAAUCUGUUUCCAAAGAGUUUGAAGCCAAAAACCUGGAGAAGACAACGUUAGACUCACAGCAAGAUGUUUCUGAGAUGCGAGAAAGCAAAAUGGAGGUUGAGAAGUUGGAAGGGGUCGAUGAUGAGGAUGGGGUGGAUACCGAGGAGCGAGAAAAGGAUCUACACCAUCCAGAGCUCGUUGACGUGGCAAAAGACAAACAGGAUGAAGUCCAGAUGUUGGAGUUUGAUCACAACAAGCUGGAGGAUUCUCUUCUGAAUCAUCUACAGGACAAUGAUGUAUCCAGAGAAGACCUAAAGGAAGUCCAGAUGUUGGAGUGGGAUCAUAGCAGGCUUGAGGAUGCUCUUCUGAAUCAGCUACAGGAGAAUGAUGGAUCCAGAAAAUAUAUAAAUGAAGUCCAGAUGUUGGAGUGUGAUCCUAACAGGCUUGAGGAUGCUCUUCUGAAUUGUCUAGAGGAGGAUGAUGGAUCCAAAAAAGAUCAAAGAGAAGAACUAAAUGAAGUCCAGAUGUUGGAGUUUGACCAUAACAAGCUUGAGGAUUCUCUUCUGAAUGAUCUCCAGGAGGAUGAUGGAUCCAGUGAAGACCUAAAGGAAGUCCAGAUGUUAAAGUUUGAUCACAACAAGCUUAAGGAUACUCUUCUGAAUUAUCUUCAGGAGGAUGAUGGAUCCAGAGAAGAUUCAAGAGAAGAACUAAAUGAAGUCCAGAUGUCAGAGUUUGACCAUAGCAAGCUUGAGGAUACUCUUCUGAAUCAUCUCCAGGAGGAUGAUGGAUCCAGAGAAGAUCUAAAGGAAGUCCAGAUGUUGGAGUUUGAUCAUGGCAAGUGUGAGGGUGCUCUUCUGAAUCAUCUCCCGGAGGAUGAUGGAUCCAGAGAAGAUCCAAGUGAAGAACCAACUGCUAGGAUCCUAGAUGAAUCAGAUGGCCAAGAUGAUGGCGAAAAGACUGCGACGCUACAUGGCCAAGAUAUGAACGAGGGACCCGAGAACGACCACACGAGCGACGACAGCGAUUCGGACGACGAGGUGGAGCUAUACAUGCACUGCCUGAGGGCGGUCCACGCCGGCGCACGAGCCGCCAAAGACCAGAGCGCCGACGCGGCCUUCAACCCAAGUAAGCGGCCUUCUCUGAGCAGCAGCAAGCCGCUGUCCGCACCCAUGCCCUCCAUCAGCGAGGCGGCGGAUGAAGAACAUCUCUGCUGUGAAGACGCACACACAGUGGACGUCCACGCCGAGCCACAGGCGGGCGGAGCUCCGAGCACCAUCAGAAAGGCGUCCUGGUGGCGGGAGACUUCUUGCAGGUGCAUCUCCAAAACGUUGCUGUUUGCCGCCUUGUUAGCGGUGUUUGUAGUCACGGCUUACUAUUACGACUUUCUGGCCUGUUUUGGCCUCUACUUGAUUUCUGUGCUUUGGCUCUUGUGUCAAGAAGAGAAGCAGCCCAUGAAAGACAACACAAUGGGCUGAAUUCAUCCUGAAACACAUUGCUGCGUCUGACACACCAUUUUUUGUUUUUUUGGAGACACUUUGUGUCAUUAAUUAGACAUCCAGGAUAUAUUUAGCCAAAUAGAAACAUGAUGUAUAUCUUUUACUCCUGACAUAUGAAAUUGUGAAAAUGUGUAUGAAGGUUUAUUUGGUUUUUUUUUAUUAUUACCAAAGCUUUUUUUGGACUGAAUUUUUGGUGUUUGAAUUUUGUGAACUGAAUUAUUAUUUAUUUUUCAAAUUAUGCUGACAAUUUCAUUGACUAGACAUUUUUGGAGCAAAAGUAGUGUGUUUAAAAAUUCAGUUUGUUAAAAUACACUGUAAAAAAAAAUUCAGUACACAAUAAUAUUCUUUGCUUCAAAACUCAAGAAGUUUGCAGUCAUGUGACAGGAUACACAGGGGUCACUUGACUGCAAACUCGACCCCUCAUUGGCCGGUUCUGAGACAGGCUCGAUUGAGUCAGUCUUAAUUUAUCGGAAGUGAGUCUUGAGUUUUGAAGCAACAAACAUUUUUACAUUGAUUUUUCUACACACUUAAUUUUAAAACGCUAUAUUUUUACAAACUUAUUUUUUUUAUAACGCACAUUUUAUCCAUCAAACUGUAGGGUGUCAAAAAUGACAAAAUUUACGCAAA
Entelurus aequoreus (snake pipefish) is the source of this 5109-nucleotide messenger RNA. RefSeq names its product protein phosphatase 1, regulatory subunit 3Ab (gene ppp1r3ab). The transcript has 8 exons. Gene Ontology annotation, cellular component: protein phosphatase type 1 complex. Gene Ontology annotation, molecular function: glycogen binding; protein phosphatase 1 binding. Bases 943 to 4461 code for a protein of 1172 amino acids. Lineage: Eukaryota; Metazoa; Chordata; Actinopteri; Syngnathiformes; Syngnathidae. The record is from RefSeq and is a predicted model, not a curated record. Gene Ontology annotation, biological process: regulation of glycogen biosynthetic process.